Molecule: messenger RNA, 1169 nt
Organism: Cheilinus undulatus (humphead wrasse)
Lineage: Eukaryota; Metazoa; Chordata; Actinopteri; Labriformes; Labridae
Exons: 8
Coding region: 142-1128 (328 amino acids)
Biological process (GO): S-methylmethionine cycle
Molecular function (GO): S-adenosylmethionine-homocysteine S-methyltransferase activity; zinc ion binding
Source: RefSeq, a predicted model, not a curated record
AACAAUCUGGACGCAAUCUAAAUGACUGUAUAGUAUUUUAUGAGUUUGAAUGUGAUAUGCAACCACUCGACCUUAUGAUUUUGUUCCGUUAAUAAGAGUCCUCAAGAUAACUUUUGUGCCUUGUAUCAGAAUCAUUUUACCAUGGGUUCUUCUGCUCGUUUAAGACAGUACAUGAAUGAUGAUGGUCCAUUGAUUUUAGAUGGUGGAUUAGCAACUGAACUGGAGGCGCAUGGAGCCCAUUUACAGGGGGAUCCUUUGUGGAGUGCCAGGCUCCUGCAUACUGAUCCUCAGGCCAUUAGAGACGCUCACUACAGGUUUCUCCUCAGUGGUGCUGAUGUCGUCGCUACAGCCACUUACCAGGCGAGUAUUAAAGGAUUCAUCGAUCACCUCGGGGUGAGCUCUGAAGGAGCCAGAGAGCUGCUGAUGUCUGGAGUUCAUCUGGCCAAAAAGGAGGUGGAAAGAUUUGUCUCUGAAAGUCCUACAAAAGGGAGGAGCCGUCCUUUGGUGGCAGGCUCUGUUGGACCGUAUGGAGCCUUUCUGCACAACGGAUCAGAGUACACGGGGGCUUAUGCAGAGCAGAUGAGUAUAGAAGAUCUUAAAGUUUGGCACCGUCCACAGAUCGAAUGUUUAGCGGCAGCAGGAACUGAUCUUGUUGCUUUUGAGACAAUACCGAGUAUAAAAGAAGGCAAAGCUCUGGUGGAGCUGCUUAGAGAGUUUCCUGAUUGUAAAGCCUGGCUCUCCUUCUCUUGUAAGGAUGAGAAACAUAUUUCAGACGGCAGCCUCUUCACUGAAGCCGUGCAGAUUGCUAACAAAUCCUCUCAGCUGGUUGCAGUUGGAGUAAACUGUUGUUCACCGGAGCUGGUGGAGCCGCUGCUGGACUCUGCCGGGUCUCUGCUGAGCUCUGAGCUGACCUGGGUGGUUUAUCCCAACAGUGGAGAGGAGUGGGACACACAGCAAGGGUGGCUCACAUCAGCAGAAAAAUCUGGAUCAGUACCAAAGCUCAGUCACACAUGGAGGAAGCAAGGUGCUGCUUUGAUAGGUGGUUGCUGUCGUAUUGGUCCCACUCAGAUUGCAGAGUUAAGGUGUAAGCUGAAAGGGAGCAGCACAUCUGCAGAGCAACAAGACUGAAAAUGUUCAUAAAUGUGACUGUUGUAAAGAAGGAAGUCUAC